Messenger RNA from Aspergillus costaricaensis CBS 115574, 333 nucleotides. Its product is annotated as acyl carrier protein. The record is from RefSeq and is a predicted model, not a curated record. Lineage: Eukaryota; Fungi; Ascomycota; Eurotiomycetes; Eurotiales; Aspergillaceae. The transcript has a single exon. Bases 1 to 333 code for a protein of 110 amino acids.
AUGGCUUCCGAAGUGGCGUACAUGCACCCAGCCCCGGCUGUCGAGUCGCUCGUGAAGGAUACCCACGCUGCGUUCACUGAGCCCUUUGCCCACGAUGCCGUUCGCGCCAUCAUCUCGCAGAAGAUUUCCAAUCUCAUCCUUCUGCCGGAGACUGAUUUGGAUGGAAACCAGCUUCUGAAUGAGGCUGGGAUGGGUUCCAUGCUGACUGCCGAGCUUCGCAUCUUCAUCCACCGCACUUUCGAAGUCGACGUUCCCUUCGACGUGCUUUUCAAGAAGGCAACUUUGAACAGUUUGACCGACAUGAUCGCCCGGGAUUUGCAGGCUAGUGCUUAG